AUGAAUGAUUGGUGUGAACAAGGUAAAUUAAAGAAUUGCAGUGUUAUUUUUACUAAAAAUAUUGUACUUUAUAAUAAUAUUAUUUAAUUUCUGUAACAAUUCAACUGUACACAUUUUUGUUUUGUUAUACAGUCGAUAUGAAAUGCAUGGGUAUGAAACUAAGAAAUACUAUCUGUAUAUUAUAAUAUUAUUGUAUAUUUGUAUGCACAACUAUAUUGUAUUAACGGCUUUUAAUAAAUCCUAGUGUGAUGUUUAUUUGUUCCGAAUAAGUAAACAAAUUCAAUAAUCUAGUUUGUUAGUUCGGUUCAUCAGUUAAGAUGUAUCUAUUCGUAACUAUUUGUUCGUCUAACCUAGCCAGAAUAAUAGAAAGAUACAUAAUUCAUAUAUCGACUGGUAAUAGGAAAACGGGAUUAAGUGACAUUUUUUACUACUUUUCAGGAGAAUAAAAACAAAAUUUACAUAUUACAUUAAUAAUUUAAAUUAGGGUAUAAGCGCCAUACAUAAAAAAAAAGCUGUUUUACGAUAAUGGGGACGGGUGCAGCCACUGCUGUAGGUGGUCAGUUAGAAAAGUAGGAUACAGACAGAUAUUUAAUGUAUAUCUGUAAGUAUGACGAUUAAUCAUUACCAACAAAAAAACGAUUCUGAGCGAAUUUUGGUUGAUAGUGGUUCUUUGUCAAAAAUAUAUAUGUCAUAUUAUAGUAAAAUAAUUACAUAUGAAUUAAACAUUUUCUUAGUAAUAUUUAUUUAAUUUUGUACCUAUUUUCUCGUUUUUUCACGGUUUUUCUAAUUUAUUGGAAAACUCCUGCAGGCAAAAUCAAUAAAUUACAUUCUUAAAAUACCUCCCCAGUCAGAUUUCUUUUUAGAAAAAGUGUUAUUAUUGUAAAUCUGAUAAAAACUUCUGUUAAAAAAAUUGGAACCUACGCGUUGUGUUUAUUAAAUAUAGAAUCUAAAAAAAAAAAAAAUGUUUUUGCUCUCGAUUUUUGCUCUCAAGUGUUAAAUGUCGUAACAUAAAUUAUCUAGGUAAUGCGCGAGACGGCAUCGUCCGUCUUUCGGAAUGGAAACGCCUGGUAAAAGUUUAGUAGAAGCAAUUUUGGUUUAAAUACAACAUGAAAAUAAACUUGUGACUGAAUUACAAGCGAACAAUGCAAAAUUACAGAGCAAAUUAUUAAAUCUUCAAGUGAGUUACAUUAAUAAUCCUAAUAAAAAUAAAAACCAAAACAAUAUGGCGACAGGUGAAAACCCGGGUUUCAAUUCAGGUGUUAAGCCCUAUAAAAAUAAAGGUACAAGCGACCGGAAAUAUUAAUAAAACAAUUUCUAAAAUAUAUAAGCCACCAUCAAUUACAGCCUGUUGUGUCAAAAACAUACAAAACAUAGUUAGUAGACUAACUUGUAAACAAGUUCGUGGCCAUGAACAUCAACUAAAAAAUAUCGCUAAUGGUAAUAUAAAAAUUCUGACGGAGGAUAAACACCAAUUUAAACGUACUCUAAAAAACAAAAUUGAUUAUUAUAGAAUUCAGUAAAAGGGGAAAACAAAUUUCGUAUUGUCAUUCUUGGAUUACACUCAGAAACGGAAAUAUGUAAAAUUAAAAAAAAUCUAGCGGAUACUCUGCAAGUGAUGUGUUGAAUAUUCAGAUUAAAAAAAAAUCAAAUCCAAAAGAUAAAAAUAUGAAUGGACAACGAUAAAAGUACCCUUGUUUUUUGUGGAUUUGACUUUACAAGAAAAUAAUAAGAACAUCUAUAAUAAACAUAGGCUAUAUUAUCAUAAAGUCAAAAUAUAACCUCCAAGGAAGAAAAAAGUUUUGUCACAGUGCAAAAACUGUCAGGCCCAAAGGCCUACACAAACUUACUGAAACAAAAAGUCUUUAUGCGUGAAAUGCAACAAACAGUACUAGACAUAAGAUUGCCAAAAGCCUAGAAAAUCAAAAGUUAAAUGGUGAAUCACAUACCGCCAACUGGAAGGGAAGCUCUGCCUCGGUUUGUCAUCGGGGGGAGGGGGGGGGUAAUAGACAUUAAUUUGGGAAAAAAAUUAUAUUUUUAUUUUUAUCCUCUAAACAUAAAAAUUAAAUUAAAUAAAAAAGGCAACAAAAAAGGUAUCUUGUGAUCAUUUUUUCAGGUAGAAAAUGUCAUCCGUGUUUUUAUAAAAUAAUAAAAUCGUGAAAUUGUAUAUUUUCUUACGUUUAUUCUCACUUAAGUACUUUUAUUUAAAAAACGGCGCCAAAAAUCAAAAAAUUACCUGUAUAACAGUAAAAGUACAAUAUAACAGUUGCUACACGUAAAAAUCGGAGCAAGUUUACUAGGAAAAUACGUGUCUGCAGACUAGAAUAAAGAAAAAAUAAAAAAAAAUUAGCAUUGUAAAACUAAUAGCUCCCUCGCUUCGCUAAGAACCUAAAGAAUAAAGUAUUGUACACAAGUGUUACAUAUUAUAGAAUGCAAUUAAUUUAUAGUUAGAUAAGUAAUGGUUGUUAAGCGAGCGGCAAAUUUAUUUAGCCUAUAUGCACAAAAAUAUAAUAAUCUUAGACAAUUCGAAAAUCCUUAUUGUAAUCUUUGAUGAUAGUUAAACGAAUAUGGACUUAUGGAAUACAACUAGGUUGUUGUGCCAAUAAGUCCGACAUUGAAAUUAUUCAACGCUGUCAGAACAUCACUCUCCUUACGAUCGUAGCAGCCUAUCGGUAUAACAGAAACAACAUUAUCCACCGUGAUAUGAUAUUACCUCCGUCCAGGAAGAGAUUACCAAACUUGUUCGCAAACAUGAAAUAAGGCUAGAUCAACACAUCAACCCAGAAGUAAUUCAACUACUUAACAAUUAAUUCUCAAGACAUUAGCCGCCUCAAACGCCAAAGACCAUACGAAUUAGUAUACGAUUCUUAAAUUAAGGCCGGGGCUAUUCCAUUGAGAGUGAGACUCCACACACAUGUUUUUUUUUCUUUUUGUAGAUCAAUACAUCAAUAUUCUUGUACACCUUUGUAAUGUAUUUCUAAAUAUUUUUGAUCGUUGUAAUAAAAGCUUUCGGGUAGUUUUAAAAAAUAUAAUAUAUAUUUUUUAUUUCCUAUACCCCUGAAAUACGAGUGGUAGCAAGUCCCUUUCAAUAAAUUAUAAUUUUAUAAAAGAGAUCGUUUAAUAUUAGAUUUUGUCAACAGAAUCGUUAAGAAUGGAAGGAUUCAUAAUAGAAGAGUGUAAGUACAUAGGUAUAUGUUAAGAACAUGUGUAUAUCAAAAAUAAACGUUUGUUGAAUAUAAUUUUUUUUACAAUACUACGAAGUUAUGGAGUUAUAGAUACGUUUUAUUAAUACAAAAUUUAAUAGGUAAUAUACAGCAAUUUAUUGGUAAAAAGCUAAAAUAUGCAAUUGUUAUACUUUAUACAGCAUUAUCAACUUAAAUGCAUUCUGUAAAAUGUCAUGUUUAUAGUUCAUAUUUAUCAAUUAUUUAUUUGUUUAAAUUGUCACAAUCCUGUCGAAGUAUUAAAUAAUAUUUUGCCAUGUAAUUUGGUUUCGUUAUUGCAAUUGAUUAAUUAAUUAAACUCGUAUAUUUUUUUUUAAAGAUGCUAAAAACGACCGAGCAUCCGAUUUCGCUAAACGAUCAAAUUGGGCUUGGGGUAGAUCUUUAAGUAAGUAAUUAUUUAACGUGAUAUUAAUAUCUUAAUAUUAUUAUAUACUAAAAUAUUAUAAAUAUCUAUUUAAUAUUUAUGACCAGUUGAUAUCAAUUGUAAAUAGUGACAAUAUGAUUGUAGCCUAAAUAAAAUGUAUGAUUUUAUAAUCUAUUUAUUGACAUAUAUUAGAUGUAUAAUAUUAUAAAUUAUAAGUUAUAACCAUUAUUAUACUGUUAUUUCGUACAUAUAAAUGGAAAUUAAUAGAUAUUAUGGAGAGUCCUUCAGAUUUCAAGGGUAAGUUGAGUAUUAAUAUUAUCAUAACAGUCAUUAGCAGGGUUGAUUGCUUGGUGGGGAGAGUAUUAAAAAAAGUCGUUAUAGAUUUAGGGUUUCUUUAUUCACAUGAUUUGGUUUUAUAAGAUACGGUAUAACAUUCUCACAGAUGAAAAUUAUAGAAACAAUUAUUGUGUUAAUGAUUUUAGUUGAUUAUUUGAAAGAUUACGUUCAAUAUGUAAAAGGUAAGUUUUUAUUUAAUAAACUAGCCAUUUGAUGGGAGGAAGCUUCCAAUAUUUUCAAAAAUACUAUAAUACUAAUAAUAAAGUAUUUUAAAAACAAUAUUGUUAUUAAACCACAAAAAAAAUUGUACCAUAAUAUUUGUACACAAUAUUAAGGAAUAUUUAACUCCGUAUACUACGAUCAUUUUAUUAAUAAUGCUCUCGAUAAUCUUGUUAUCGGUUACUCUCUACUCUCCUAACUAACGCCCUUUCUUACUUCAAAAAGACUUUUUGCAUAUUUCUACCUGCGAUCUGAUUUCUUGGGGAAUGCUAAGAACGUUAUGUAAUAUCUACAAAUCAUGGCAGAUAAUUACAUUGUGCAGACGUUAGACUAUAUUGAUUCAAUAUGACAAUAAAAAGAUUUUAUAUUGAAUUCAUGUCCAAGUUUUAUUUGACCUAGAAGCCAUGAAAAUAUUGAACAAUAAUUUAAUAAAUAUAUAUUUAUAUAUACGCUAUAUAUUUUAGAUUCUGAGAAGAGCAAAGAAGCUUAUAGUUUUACAAAUAUGUUUAUUUUUUUUAUUAUUUUUUUUUUAAUCUGUGCAUUACUUUUCUACCAGAAAUCCUGCUCCGAUUUUUAAGUGUAGCAUCUUUCUGCAAGGAAAUCGAUAUGGGGAGGUACUUGUUUUUCCAACAAAUUAAAAAGACAGUAAAAAACGGAAAAAUAUACGAAAUUUACGUAUUGAUUAAAAAUAUUACGGCUUUCUUUUUUUCUGUGAACAAUAUUUAUACCGGCAAUUUUGCUCUGAUUUACAAUGAUAGCACUUUAUAAAAGGAAAUCUAACUGGGAAGGUAGGUACUUUAGGGAUGUCAUUUAUUGAUUUUCCUAGGAUUUUUUAAUAAAAUCAACUAAACGUCAUAGUACUGAGUAGUAUUUUUGGUGUAGUAAAUAUGUUUACUAAUCAGUAAUCCGGUCGAGUGCAACGUCUUUUUAGUCGUUUUGAUUAGGGAAUUUUUACAUGGGCUGCACCAUGCGCUCUGGAUGCAAAACCGGUUUAAACACUAUAGGAAAUACAACAAUUUCAUGGAUGUAUAAGUUAUUAAAUAAAUUAAUAAAUUAUUAUUAAUAAAUUUCAAAAUAUUAUAUAAAUUCAAUAUUUUUAAUUUACUACUGCAAAUUACAUACUUAUGCAUGCAGAAUUUAAAUAUAAUUAAACAUUUAAUAACAAUAUUAUCCUUAUUUUUAUUAUUAAUAAUAAUGAACGUAUACACCAAUUAAUUUUUUUUUUCAUAAUUACUUUUAUAAUAAAUAAUAUAUUAUUAUAUUGUUAUACUAUAUGGCUGUUCCACCCGGCUUCGCCUCGUUUCUUCUUAAGUUCACCUAAUAGGAAAUAAAUAUUAAUGUGUAAAAUACAGCCCCAUAAUAAAUAAUGUAGCUUUUUAUAAGGAAAAUAAGUUUUAAAAUCUGUUAGUUAUUUAGUUUAUCCCAAGAUAUAUCAGUUUUGCAAUGGCCAUUACAAACAAAUAUACAAAAAUUAAAUCUAUUCUCUUUAUAUUAUUUAUUUGAUAAUAUUGUACAGUUUAAUAAACAGUUUAUCUGAAAAAGUAUACUGUAUGUUGAUAAAUAAUAUAUGUAUAUAAAAGAAAAUGAAUAUGGGUAUACUCUACCUCUUUCAUUAACAAUAAGAAAAAAAUAGGUGGCGUACUUCGCACGAUAGAUGAGCCACUGUUAUAAGUGAGAAAUUGGGAAGGUAGGAUAUAGAAGAGAAUUUAAUAAAUGUUUGUAUGCAACAAUUAAUCAUUGCUAAUGAAAAACGAUUCUGAGUUGAUUUCGGUUGUACAUGUUUUAAAAGGCAGUAAUAUUUACAAUUUUCGUCAAAAUUUUAAAUUUAAAAUUAAAAUAAAAUAAAAUUUUAAUAAUUUCAAUUAAAUUUAAUUGAAUUUAAAAUAAAAAUACUACAUAAAACUCAACUUUUUCUUUUUUUGAAAUCUAUAGAUUGAAAAAAAAAAUCUUUAUUAUAUUAUAGAUUUUAUCUAUAAUCACCCCAAUGAUAAUAUAAAUGACGGAAAAGACUUGAUAAAAUAGGCAAAUAUCAUCAUAUUGUGUUUUGACCUUUUAUAUGAUUCUAGUUGUUUAGAAAAGUAUUAUUCUAUGCAGAAUAAAAUAACAAUAAUAAAAUAUUCAGUUGAAAAUUGUACCAUAACAUUUUGAAUGGACUCCAAAGAUUUAAAAACACAUUUAACAUACCGUGCAUGAACGUAUAAAAUUCACGAUUAAGAGAAACCGAAAUUGUAUGUUGAAAAUGCUAUAUCUGUACUCCGUGAUUUUCAUCCUAUUAUCACGAAACAACAUCUAAUUAAAAAAAAAUACAUCUAUAUAAUUUUGUAAAUUUUAGGGAUACCAUCAUUUAGUAAGUAUUAAUAUUAUGGCAAUAUAUUAAAGUAAUAUUUUUAAUCGUUUAUUCAUUAUUCUCCCUACAUAGACUCAAAUGUUAAAGAUAUAAAAACUUGGUGUAUUGAUCGUAAGUACAAAUAAUUAUAAAUGUGAUAAUAAUUUUACAUCUAGAUACCUCUAUAGGUGUAAUUACAUCAUAAUAGUGUAAUUUUGAAAAGUAAAUAUGUUAAUAUUAACUUUUUUGGAUAUUAUGUCCAAUAUGUCAAUAUUUGGUACACGUAUCAUGUUGCUGUUAUGCAAAUUUCUUUUGAUGUAUUUAGGACAGAGAUUUCCUUACCCUUGAUUAUUUUCGUACAUUUAUUAUUUAUAUCUUCUCCUUCGCCUUUAUCACAGCUAUUUGGGAUCGCCUAACUUAGUCCUAAACUUCCACUUGACCCGAUCGCCACAUUGUCCUCAAUGAAACAAUUUCCUUAAAAAUUCCAUGCUCCUUACGGUUAAACGUCUAAAACAUAUAAUAUUAUUUUCUUAUUUAUAUAUUAUUCCCAUAUUAUACCCUUAUUAUUGACAUAUACGUAUGUAUAUAUUUUUAUAAUUCCAUCCUAUUUUACCUAUCUUACUACUAUUAUUAGAAAGAAAAACACAUUUUUUUUUAUAUAGUAUUUAUAUAUAAAUAUUUUUUAUUUUUCGGUUAUCGCAUAAUUAAAGAUACAAUUUGUUAGUAUUACGUCUACCACAGGAUCGUGACAAUAUAUUAUGUCAUAGUCUCUUCUUCAUAUCAAGUCACUUAUUUCCUUUAGAUUUAAUAAUCUUCCCUUUUUACUUACUGUCCCUAUGUAUUUUGUAAAAAGGGUUUUGUCUUUACCGUUCUCUAUUAACUUUAGAUUAUAGUUUCACUGUACGCAAUUAGGUUUAGCAUUUUGUGUAUGUGUAUUGUGUACCCAUUUGUUUAUCCGUGUUAAUUUAGCAAGUUUUAUUUUUUUCUUACUAUAUUUUUAUAUUUAUAAAAAUAUAAAGAUCAACGAAAUCACCAGACUUUUCACUUUUAUUCCUCUAUAAUUUUCAUACUCUUGUACAUAUCCCUUCCCUUUAAAAAUAGGAGAAUGAUACAUCAGAGUACGAUUUCUGGUAAAAAAAUAUGCACAACAAAUCAAUGGAUAUUUUGCGAUUAAAAUAGUCCGAGCGAGUGAUCGCUUGAGUCUCUAUGUACAGCCAAAAUGAAUUUGUUUUUUCCAUGUUUGAGUAAAAGAGAACAAAUUGUAAAAAAUUCUGUUUGAGAUCCGGAUUUUGCAUACUUAAUACUUAUAUAUUUAUUAAUUUUCUCUGUACUUACGUAAUAAAUGUAACAAAUAGUGUAUUAAAUAAUUAUAAUUAUCUUAUUAUUAUUUUUUUUUUUUUUUAAGACUGUAUUGGUAAGGAUAAAAAUUGUAAUAAUUAAUCGAUAACUAUAACAUUCUCAUUAAUUUAAAAACUGUCUAAAAUCAUCUUGAGGCUAUGCAAACCAAAAACUUUAACGUUUUCCUAAUAAUCAAUUAGUCUAUUAGCAUCGUUAAUCAAGUAAUUUGAAAAGUCCUGCUCAAAAGAUUAUAAUCUAUAUUAAUAUAACGAAAUAUCAUUCCCAACUCUCAAUUUGAGUGUAGCACUUGGCACUCAACAAUAUAUCAUGCUUAAUAUCAUCCCCGUUUUAAAAAAGCACUGCUGUCCCGGAAUAAUUAUUACAUACCUUUGACCGAAUGUAGCAUAAAAGUUUGUUUUUCAAGAAUACUUAUCUGUCCCUUACUACUUUAAAAUCGCACUUUUGCAUAUACUAAUGCAUGUGAACGCGAACCUUGUAGAAUAAUUACUGACUUUGGUUAUCCAAAAACGUUACCACUAUAUCAUAUAAUCACUACAUUACCUACUUUAUAGAAAGAAACAUAACAUACAUAUUAUCAAAUAAAUUAUCUUAUAAGUUACAAUGCUAACAUACGCCAUUUAAUAGAAUUCAAUUAAAUUUAACCAAUUCAAAAACAUUUAACAAAAUAUGUUUUAUUUAUGAAAUAAUUAUAAUAAAAUAUUCAUUAAAUCUUUUAUAAACAAAAUACUUAUACUAACAAAACAUAUAAAAAUAUUAGUUAAUCAUAACUAUAUAUUUUAGCAACCUUCUUUUCCCUCUCUGAACAAUGUCAUUACAUUAUCUUUACCUUUAUCCUUAUUAUCCCAUUUAUUAUCUUUUGGUAACUUAUUACAAAAAUAAUCUUUAUCUAUAUUUCUUGGAUAUCUUAAUUGAUUUUUAUGAACUAUACUAAUUAAUACUCUAUUUUUACCAUUUAAAUUAAUUACAAACAAAUUUUUGAAAUACCGUUUCACUAUUUUUGUUGGUAACCAUUUAAAAUAAUCUUUAUAAUGAUUUUUAUACAACACUUUCUCAUUUUUUAUAAAAUAUAUUUUAUUGUUAUCAUCCUUAUAAUAUUCAUUAUUUUUUAGAUUAAAUCUUAAUUUGCUUUCAUUAUUUAUUGUAAUGUUACUUUUUGGAUUUAUUUAUGACAUAAUAGACCUUAACUUAUAUAAGAACAUAAUAUGGUAAGCUGGAGACUGAGCUGUGACUGUUGAAGAUGUAGUAUUAUAUACUGAUAUGAACCUUACUACUUUAUCCAUAAUAGACAAUUUUGUUAAUUCUCUAAGAUAUACUUUUAAAAAUACUUUUUAACAAUUUGAACCGCUCUCUCAGCCAAGUCGUUGGACUAAAUAUGAAAUGGAGAUGUUUUUGUUAUUUUAAUAUUACUUUGAUUUCCAUAGCUGUUAAAUAACUAUGAGCUUAAUGGAGGACCAUUGUCUAAUACUAUCUCUUCAGGUAACCCAAAAUAUGCAAAAACUUCUUGUAAUACCCUAAUUAACGAUUCAUAAUUUGUUUUUGUUAAUAGUUUCACUAUCAUAUAUUUACUUUACACAUCAAUUAUAACCAAAAACAUACUUUAAAACUGUUAUCAGUUCCGUAAACGUUUUUUUUACUGGAUCCUCCGGAAAUAUUAAUUUUUUUCGAAUAUCGAAUACGUCUUUUGACCAAUGAAUGUCAAUAAAAACGCAAUAUAUUUAUUUGGUUUAAUCUCGUUUGAAACUAAAUACUUUUCUAACUAUUCUACGUAUUCACAAAAAUCAUCAACGGGCAUUUACGACUCUACUUGCCCUAACAUUGUCACGUUAACUAUAACUAAUAAUCAAUAAUUUUAACUUAUUCACUAUUCACACGUGAUAUUUAUUAUUUUUGUCGCCAUUGCAUACAUAAUAAUUACUGAUUUUAUUUUAUAACUUAUCAAUAUUUUAGGUCAUACAAAAACAUUAUUACUUUAUUAUAUAAUCAAUAAAUUGUAGUUCAAUAUUGAGAAUAAAUAAAAUAAAAUCAAUAAAUUACCUCUCCAAUGUACUAAUUAGACAAUAAUUGAUCUGAGGGCUAUAUAAGUCUGGGACGUAUAAUCUUGAAAUGUAUUUCUUCGUAUAUAUUUCUUCGGAAUCUAAAAACUAAAAACCAUAUUUGUCUAGAAAGUAUUUCAAAAAUAUAAUAACCAUAUUUGUGCGGACUGUAUAUCGCUGACCAUAUCACCCAGAAUCUAAAAAAAAAACCGUAUUUGUCUGGAAUGUAAUUUAAUUUCAUACAGUUAUUAUUUUUUUGGAUUCAAGAAUUAUAUUUUCCGAAAAAAUACAGUUUCUAGUUUUCAGAUUCCGGAGAACUAAUUUGCGGGAUUUGUGCGUCCCGAGUAUUUAUUUCCCGAAAUAAUACAUUAAUACGGUACACAAUUGAUUCGACCUCAAUUCCUGAUGAACAUUUUUGAAAAAUUAUUUUCAAUUUUAAAAAAUAAUAUUUUUUUUUUUAUUUAAUCAGACAAUCUAGUGCAACAAGGACUAAUCAAAAGUAAGCAAAAAUAAGUAGGUGUAAUAUGUAAGUGUCGGGACAGUUAGUUUUUGUAUUUAUUGACAAAAAUGCACGUCCGUAGUCAUUUUUAAUAAAAUUGUUAACAAAUAUAAAUUAACUUAACAAUAUGUUGAAUGCGCUAAGUACAUAAAUGACAUAUAAAUAAUAAAUGCAUUAUUAGUGGGAAAGAAAGUGACAAAAGAAAUAACGAAAUGCAGAAGAAAAAUUUUAAAUGAAAAUUAUACAGAAAAAUUGCAUGAAGUUAUUGUGUCCCUAGGAAUUAAAGUUAUUUGGAAUGACAAAUAUAUAAAUAAUUAUAGUUACAGGUGUUAUUUAAGGAGUUUUUAAAGAAACCGAUUUAAGUACAUACAGUGUGUCCGCUGUACAGAGAUCUAUCAAAUAUUCUUUAAAUGAAGUCUUCAUUUAAUUUAAGAUGUAGGAAAUGUUCAAAAAAGAGUGGAUGUAAGUAUAGUCAUAGCACUAAUUAGGAAGUUUAAGAAUAAAAGCAGUGUAGGUUAAACAUUUGUUUUGCAUACUUUUAAGCCUUUACAGGAAAGGAUGACAGAUAGAAAAGUCAUAUUUUAAUAGAGCCCGGACCAUGAAAGUACAUGCGAAUUGGAGACAGUUGGAUGAGGAAAAAUUUUAUCUAUAGAGAACCUACCCAAUGAAUAUUAAAUAAAAACUCUCAAAAUUACUAUGUCUAUAAAUAGCUCAAAAUUCAUGUCAUGGCCUAUUAUUUUUUGGCUAUAUCCAACACUCAGUGCGUUAUUGAAAAAUACGCAGUUAACUAUUUUUCCCAUGGUAGAUAUGAUUUUUGGAAAUAAUUCCAAGGCUAUGGUUGAGUAUUUUUAAAACCUUUGGUUCCUCUUGAUAAAUAUCACCCUGCAGCUUUAAAUAUCUCAGUGUUCUUUAAUUUGCCAACUUCAAAUUUCAAACGAAUUCAUAAGUUCUUUGACUUCCGUAGGGUGGAUUACAAUCAUACCUGUAUAUUUAUUGGAUCGCAAGAUUGGUUGUCAACCUUCUCAGAUUUGGAUCUUUAGUCAGCGGUCAAUUAUUUUUAUGAUGCACUCAUAAACUCACUCACUUUAACUCAUUUUAUGAUUCCUCCAUACUUCAGUUUUUACCAGAGUAUGUUUUUUAUGUGUCAACUUUUCCUCCUUUGUUUACUGAUAAACUCAAAAAUUUAAUAUAUUUGAAAAAAGAAGCUAGUGGUAUUUUUAAAACCUCAUCAAGAAUUAUUGCCUUUUUUCCCAAUAGAGAACACAGUGUAUUUUCGAAACCAAGCAAUGCUAUUGCAAAUUUAUAGGGUAUGUUGAACUUUCGCUCACCAAGUCACUACGUAAUUUCUAGAAAUUUAAUAAGAAUGGUCGUAAUAUUUCUAUUCCUAAAAUCUUAUCAUUUAACUGUGAAACGUCAAUAAAUAUCGUAAUAGUAAUCAAUUAAUUAUCUUCGGUUUUUUCCUGUAAUCCUAUUUUGAAAUGCUCUUUUUUUGAAUUUACCUAAUAAUAUUUUUUUUAAUGUAAAUUACGUUCUUAUAAAACUAUUACACCUCUUUUUUCAAAAGUCAAUAGUUCCUUACGGUAUACCAGGUUAUUUCUUAUUUCAGUUACAUUUCGUUACUUCUUAUCUUUUAACGCUUGCAAUGAACGCAUUAGACAAAGGAAUUUGUUCAUUAAUAUUAAAACUAAAUUCAAUAAUGCCAAUCCCCCAAGUUUAAUGAUUUAGGUUUUAUUUCUAACUAUAGAUCAAUCUAAAUUUAAUCACAUAUCUCGAAAUUAUUUGAAUCCUUAAUUUUUGAUGGUUUCAGGCUCUCAGUUAAUACACUUAUGGGGAACAACAUGACUUUAAGAAAUAUUGUUCUACUGUAACUUAUAACUUGGUAUUUACUUAAUAUAUUUGCCAAGUUUUUAAGCAGAGUUCGCAGAUUGAGGUUAUGUACUUAUACUUCGCAAAUGCAUUUGACUCGGUCAAUCAUCCAAUGGUUAUCUAGAUAUUAGUGGGAUCGACGAACCGCUUCUCUCAUGAUUUAUAACUUAUCUAACCAAUCGGUUUCAGUCAUAUUUUCGGUCCUAUCAUGGUAUUUUUAGUAAACUGGUAAAGUAGAUUCCCCAACUUUCUCUAAUUGUUUUCAAAAUACGUUAAUACGCCACCUGUUCCAAAUUACCUUCUUACACUCCUAUUAGUACUACCAAUUAUUUUUAAAAGAUGAGCUUAUUAGACGUUUAUUAGCUAUUGGUAAUAUGGACCCUUCUUUUAUUGUUUAAUAUACACUUUUCAUAAAUAUUAAAUUAUUUAUUACUCCUUAGUAUGUUAUUCGUUCUACAUAUUCCUGUAUUUUUUUUGUAUUUAUAUCUGAAUUUGUUUAAGGUUAUAUCCUAUAUAGCUCAUAUAAAUUAAUAAAUAAAAAAACCUCGUGUUUAAUUUUCAGCCAUUUCUUUUUGGUCAAAUAAUUUUAUCCACCUAAUACCUACCAAAUAAAAAUAAAAAUUUAUUAUUUUCAAUUUUGUUUUUUUAGUUAUCAUUCGGUUAAUGAUAAUUGUACAAGCUGAAAUUUUCAUAGAAUACUUAUAGUGGCAUUUUUUAGAUAUGGUAAAAUGUUUAAAAUAUUUUGGUAAUUUAUGAGCUAUUUAUACUUUAUAGACAUUUAAAUUUGUUGAGUUUAUUUAGUUUUUAUUUGGUAGGUAUAAUGUUUAUAAAACUUUUUAAUAAAAGAGAUAUAAAUAAUACUUAAUUGUCGAAAAGAAAAAAUGUUGAGCAUAAUGCAAUAGUUUUUUUUUUAUAAUCGUUUUAAGAUCAAAUUUUGAAGAAAAUCAAAAAAUGUAUGGUAUUUCAAAACAUGUGAACUUCACUCACGAUCGACUUUUAUUUGCAAUGAUAUAUCGUUAUGCACACAAAUAUAAAUUGAAUAGCAUUAUAUAUCCUACUUUUCUAACUUCCAACCUACAAUCCCCACAGUAGGUCACCCAUCCGCAAUAUUAACGAUUUUUUUUUUUUUUAGUAAUAACUCUACUUCUGCUAUUUACUUUUCUUCUUUACUAGUUAGAAAAUUUGACUAUUUAUAAUUAUUAAAAUUGUUAUUUUAAAAGGGGAUCAAGAUAAUCACACCAUUUCUCUGGAAAUAAAAGGUAAGGUUCAUAAAUACGAUAUACCUAUAACAAUGUUUUCAAUUUUACAAACAUUUGUUUUAUAUGGUUGUAUACAGUUAAUUCUCAAUACAUAUUUCUUCAACUCAAUAUUUUUGAUGAUUAUUUUUUUAUUCAACACUUUUGCAAAAAAAUAACAUUAGAUAUCUUAGAUCGUAAAAAGUUAAUUUUAAAAAUAUUGAUAGUAAUAAUAAUAAAUUUCACCAAAUAACAACAACAAGCAACAAAGAUCAAACUCAUAAAACAAAAUUAUUAGUCUAUUCACUAUAGCCAAUGGCUGUACUGUGGGUAGGAAAAUGUUAAUAUUUAACAAAAAAAAUGAUUAUUUGUGAUAAAGCACUGUCAACCACCAUUAGGUUACUUGAAAUUAUCUGAUUUGGUUUAGGUACUUACAAUUGAUUACACUAAUAAAAAUAAAUUAUGAAUACUCAAGUAAAUUCUACUUAAGAGUUUUCGAACAAACCCAAUAACUGUAGAUUUGUAAACCGGCAUCAAUAAACGUUAACUAAUAAAUUAUAAUACCGCCUUCGAUAAUGUUGCCUACUGCAACAGUUUUUAAUUCUAUUUCCAUCGGAAAGUAUUUUAUAAUUAUUUUGUGGCCAUUAUGUUAUAAUAUUUUAUUUUCGUGGUUUUAUACACUUUUACUUUUUUUGAUAUGUUUAGAAGAUAAAGCUCAUUUAUUGUAUGGUAAGUUUAUUAAUAAAAAUAAAAAUCAGCAUACAAACCUUAAUGAUUAAGAAAACAAUUAAAAUGAAUAACAUGAUUUAAAAUUAAAAUCUCAGAAGAGUCAGUUUAGUAACAAAUCGAGCAGCUGUUCACUAAUCAGCCAAUCUAUCAGAAAUCUACGACCAAGAGUCCAUUGGACGACAUUACAUAGCCAAUGGCUAUCUUGAAAAUCGACGGCUUCUUCUAAAUCAUUUAUACAAAAUAUUCAGUGUAAAACCAUUAAGUAGAUAAACAAACUAAUACAGUUUUCAAUUGAAAUUUAUCAACAAAUGUUUAAUUAAGACCACUCAGAAUCAUUUUUCUUUCACAAUGAUUUAUCAUUACAUUCGUUAUUUAAUAUAAAUCACUCUAUUUAUUCGAACUUUUCAAGUUCCCAUAUAUUUGAACAGAAGAUUCAAUAUUUAAAGGUAUUAUUAUUAUUGUAUUUUAUGUUAAAAAUUCAAGUUUUCUAAAAAUAUCUACCGCUUCAAAGUCUUCACAAUCAAUACCUAUGUAGUAAACAAAUAUACAAUUAAAGAAUCUUUUAUCUAAAUCUAAAUAUGAUAUUCCUAAAUUCUAUAUAAUUAUCCCACUUUGGGAUCAUUUGUACAUUGGUGUUGAUUCACUAUACUUUUGUUUUUCCUAAAACAAUCAAGCAAGUCUAUAUUCUGGUUUAAUUUUUUAGGGUGUGCAAAAACAUUAAUUGAUGAAUUAAAAAAAAAAAAAAAAAAAUGUAUGUAUAAUAUAUUUGUAAACGAAAUGAUCAUAUUAUAAAUUGUAUUAAUUAAGAUUACAUUUUCGGUGAUAACUGGUAACUAGGGCUGUGAAUUUAUAGGAAAGUGCUUUUUUAUUUUUUUUUUUUUUUUGGUGGUUGAUAAACGUAGCUUUGUAAGUACAUAAUUUGAAUUGUGUAAAACAAUAAUCCAUUUAUGGAACUUUUAUUUUUCAUUGUUUUGUAUUUUUCGACGCUUUUAAUUUUUUUGGCCAUUUUUUUUUUUUUGCUUUUUAAGGUCAUAUUUUGUUCAUUUUCCUGUAUUUUUAACUAAAUUCCGUCAAUAAUAAUAUUUAAAAACUUUUAUUUUACACAGGCUGUAUAUACGUCAAAUUUAUAUUUUAUACAAGCUGUGUACGGGGUAGGUAAAGAUAAAAAUUUGAUAAAAUAAGGCAAUUGCUAGAUAAGUUAUUUGUGGCAUAUCAGUAUAUUGGUCAUGAAUUUUCAGUCACGAAUUAGUCAAAAUUAAAUUCAAUCAACAUUAUUAUAAUUAUUUUUUUUAAGUAAAUAAAUUUGUAUGCAUAUAAUAUUUGCAUUCUAAUAUCAAUAUAAAUAUAUUAAAAUUAAAUUAAAAACCAUUUUAUGUGUAUUUUAAACUACAAUUGUUGUCAUUUUAAUGCAUUUUUUUUAUUACAUUUUUGUACAUUUUAAAUGCAUUUUUUAAGGUUUUUAGUGCAUUUAAUUCACAGCCCUAGUAAUAACUAAUAAUAUUAUGUGCAUGGAAAUAGAUAUUUUCGAUUUAAAUUUAAAUUUCGCUUAUCGAUAUUAGUUUUACUGAUUUAAUUAUAAAUUUCGAUGUUUUUUAAAAAAAUUUUAACAAUUUUUAUCAAUAUUCGAAAUCGAUUUCAAGACCUGCAUAAAUUAAUUUUUAAAAAUGACCAUUAUAAAAAAUUCUAAUUUAGUUUUAAAUUUUGUAUACAGCCUAUAGUAAGUAAUUCUACGAAAAAUUAUAUCAAUUUACAAAUGAAUCUUAAGAAAAUAUUAAUUAAUGUCUCACUAAAAAAAAAUGUUUUAAUUAUUGAUUUUUUUUUAAAUCUAGAAAAUGAAUGUUUUGAUGCGAACAUAUUGUGCCCUAUUUAUUGUAUAUAAAUACAAAUAAGUAACAACCAAUUGCAUUUUAAUUAUAUGUAAAUUAAUUAAUUUGUACACAUGGAUCUAAAUUUAAUUAAUAGUAAAUACUUAAUAUCGACUUAUGUCAUACAAUUUUUUGAAAUUCAAAUUUAUUAAUUUUGAACUGAUAUAAAUAGUUGAAUUUCUAGAUGAUUGUUUUAGUUAAAGCACCCGGUGCCAAUGUCAUUUUCCCCACACAAAUACACUCUACGAGAAUAAUGACACUGUUCAGUACAAUAAACUAAAUUUAUUUAUUUUUUUUUAAUUUUUAGAGGAAAACAUUUUACAGACCGCACUGAACUCCAUUUUUAAUAGGUAUUUUAUUCUCAACAUAUUUUAUAAUGAGUUAAAAAAAAAAAAUUUAAACUUUUUAUUAACAAUUUUGUUUUUUUCAUUAUUUGAAAUCAGAAUUAAAAAAUCGAAGUUUAAUGCGGCCCCUAGAAUGUUGUUAUUUUCAUUAAAAAAAAUAUUUAUGAAAAUAUUAAAUUGACGAGUUUUAAAAAAAAAUUCGUUUUCAAAAUUUCAGAAAAUUUAAAAAACUGGCACCGGGUACCUUAAUAUUUUACAUAGUUUGAUUAAAUGAUUUAAAAAUGUAUACAACUAAUAAAAAAUGACUAUAAAUUAUUGAUUAAUUUUAUUUAAUGAAUAUUAUCGAUUAUCAUUAAAUAAUAUUGAAACGCUCAUUUUUUUCUGUAUUGUAUUAAAAUUAAAAUUGUAUAUAAAUUCAGAUUUUUUUUAUUAAUUAAUUAUAUACUAACAAAUAUGAUUGCAUAAUACCAUAUUAAAGCCUUUAUUUGCAUUUUUCCCCCUUUUAUCUAAAGAAGAAAAAAACAAAUGCAUUUUGGAUGUACCUAGAGACCAAGCCAUCGCUUGCUCGGAUUGUUUAACCGCAAAAUACUGUAGUAAUUUAACAAAAGGAAAUAAGAGGGAAAAUAAUAUGAUGCUAUAAAUAAUAUGAUAUAAGAUAAACGUGGUGUUUUACUUUGAUACCUAUAUUAAAUCUGGUAUUUGAAUCACUACCUUCAUCCUACUGUUCACAGGGCUUCGGAGUCUUGAGUCCAAAAAUAAUGACGAUACCAAAAAAUAUAAAGUAUAAUUGUUUUACCUGCCAAUAGUGUUAAAAUACUAGAGUUAUCAAUUGUAGGUAUACUCACUUGGUGCUAGAAUUGUAAGAGGGCAGUGAUAACUCAAUCAAAAUAAUCUAAAUUAAUUUUAAUACUUAGAAACUGCGUGCACUCAAAUAAUAAAUGCUAUUGCAUACUUUUUUUAUGAAAAUAUUUAUACUUCAUAUAUGGCUUUUUUACAAACUGAACUUGUUCAUAAGAACUACCAUAACUACUGGAUGAAUUUAAAAGAACAAAAUACAUAAAAUGGACCUUGUAUAUUUGAGAAUAAGAUAACCAUUGUGAAUAUGUACUGGUUUCCAGAUAUUGGUUAAAAGUUCAUGUUUUCAUUUUUCAUCAAUAAUAGUGUACAUAGAAGAUUAACAAAGUUAACAAUAUCUAGCCAAUUAAAACUAUCAUUACAAAAAUUACUAGAAUUUAAAUUAAAUAACAUUGAUGAAGAUAGUGCCGAUGGUAAUUCUGUAACUGGUUGUUCUUAA
Molecule: messenger RNA, 17687 nt
Organism: Cinara cedri
Lineage: Eukaryota; Metazoa; Arthropoda; Insecta; Hemiptera; Aphididae
Source: the annotation of a GenBank genome assembly